AUGACGUGCCGUUGUCCAGUUCAAGAAAUGAAAAAUUGGACUUUUGUGAAUUUGGUGCUAUGGUGGCACAAGAAUGGAAACUUCACUGAUGACCUCUUCAUCACAUACACGAUGAUAAUAAAACACAACAGCAUCAUCUUCAUCAGUUCAGAGCAACUGAACAACGUGCAAGUGUAUGAAGGCGUCAGUUGGCAGAAGAAACUUAAAUCUCCCACCGAUUUUUGUUUCGCACUCAAACAUCCAAAAGUUCAAAGAAGUAACAGCAAAUUCGUGAAAUAUUUUUGCACUGAGGACGAGCUGGAGAAAACUAAAUGGAUUAAUUCGAUCAGACUCGCUAAGCAAGGGAGAACUAUCUACCAGAACUUUGCGGCCCUUCAGCCAUCAGUGAAAACGUACAACAGCUUCAUUAAGAUCCAGCAGACCGUCAAAUCGAAACGAAACUCACAGAGAAUUUCGGAAUCGAGUACGGUCAGUAGCAGCGAUAGUUCGUUGAGGAUGGAGCUUCCAGUUGCUGAGAGCGUUUGGGAUAAGCAGGACUCCCAGCAGCAGCAGCAGCAGCAACAACUCUCUACUCUGAUGGAUGAAAUGAGUGAAAAGUUAGCAUCAUCAUCUUCCUCCUUUCGCCAGAAAUCUAUCGGAAAUGUAAUACAGAGUCAAAUAUCGCCCGCAAGUAAUAACUACACGUUCAGCAACCAGAACAACGGCAACCAAUGCAGCAACAACAACUACAGCAGCAACCACUACAGCAACAACAACUACAGCAACAACAACUACAGCAACAACAACUACAGCAACAACAACUGCAGUCUCACAGAUCUAACUCAAAAAAAUACUCACUUAUUCUCCCCGACAAAAUCAUUGAACGAGUACAACAUCGAAAACGCAACGAACUCGCACAGACCUCUGGCUCUUCAAAAAAUCACCCUACAACCCAACCACCACCACCACCAUCAUCAUCAGCCUCCUCCCUCUCUUCUUCAACAUCUCACUCCAGAUCGUUACCGUCAUUAUCCUCUCAAUCCACAUCAUCAUCUCAUUCCCGAUCCAAAGCAUACAAUCGUACGCAGAGCUUUAAGUUCCGGCCCCAGAAACCACGUGACCAGCUUCCUUCCCCUGCAGCCAACUUCCUGUCCGCAAUCGCCGAAAAUAGUAAUCAACGAAAAUCCCGGCACUCUAACUUCAUUCCAGAGCAGAAUCCACACGGAAAAAAGUUUAAGAUCUACACAAGAAACUCAUCUGCUGAGUUUCAAUCCGCGAAAAAGAGACGACGGUGAUGGUGAAGAAGAAGAUGGAGAUGGGGGCAACAUGGCGAGGGAAAGCGGCGGUCACGAGCGUUUAGAAGUUGGCUCAGGAAGAUUCGCCAUGUUGGCUGGUCAUUUCAAGAGCAGGAUCCUUAGUAGGAAUAAUUCAGACUGCGGCAAACAACUACAAAAGCAACUACAACUGCCACAACUACAAAGUUCACCUCUGCAGCACAACGAACAGUUUCUACAACAACUACAUCUUGCACAUGCUUCCCUGAUGAAUUCACAAGCAACAACUGUUAACAACAUGCUGAAAAACAACACACCACACAACAACAACACACCACACAACAACAACACACCACACAACAACAACACACCACACAACAAUAACAACACACCACACAACAACAACACACCACACAACAACAACACACCACACAACAACAACACGCCACUCAACAACAACACACCACACAACAACAAAAACAACAACACACCACACAACAACACACCACACAACAACACACCACACAACAACAACACGCCACACAACAACAACAACAACAACACGCCACACAACAACAACAUUAUUACCGAUGUUGUUGCUGAUGAUGUAGUUGUUGACGACGACGACGAUAUUGAUUUUCUGCCCCCACCUCCAUCUCACUUAUUGCAAGGAUUAAAAUGUAAUAAUCUCAACAAACCACCGACUCCUCCUAAGAGAAACUAUAAAAUUAUAAAUAAAUAA
This is a messenger RNA of Helobdella robusta, 1995 nucleotides long. RefSeq lists its product as hypothetical. NCBI's taxonomy places the organism in Eukaryota, Metazoa, Annelida, Clitellata, Rhynchobdellida, Glossiphoniidae. The transcript is spliced from 5 exons. The record is from RefSeq and is a predicted model, not a curated record. Bases 1 to 1995 code for a protein of 664 amino acids.